Zygotorulaspora mrakii is the source of this 864-nucleotide messenger RNA. RefSeq names its product Pfs1p (gene PFS1). The record is from RefSeq and is a predicted model, not a curated record. Lineage: Eukaryota; Fungi; Ascomycota; Saccharomycetes; Saccharomycetales; Saccharomycetaceae. The transcript has a single exon. The coding region runs from base 1 to 864 and encodes 287 amino acids.
AUGCCUCAUAGAAGAAUAAUUCCAGGUAAUAAAAUACCGUUAUCUCAGAGUUCUAAGAGAAAUGUGGAGAGUUGUCCCAAUAGUUUUUUAGCCACUAGCGAUUGCAAAGAAAAGGAAUUUUUGAGACACAAGAGGAACCGUAAGCUUGAAAGUUCACCUAUCUUGGAAAUUUGCAAGGAGGAGGCCCCUGUAUUGCAGUCAAUGGUAAACCCUCCAAAAUCGCAUUCUGCAGCCAAUACGCCAGAUAAUUUCCUCCAGAUGAAAGAAAAUCAACAGGCUUCAUCAGCGGGGGUUAAAAGAUAUGCUCAAGGUAAUCCAAAUGAUAGUGCGGUACAGCAAUACACCUUAAUGACGUAUUCCAGUGGUCAAAUGGUGAAUUCUCUAUACCCUAAUUAUAAUGUUAGUGUGCCUUUUUUUUCUCAUUAUUCGAAUUAUUCUAUUCAUAAUCUUCCCGGAAUAAAUGGAAAUGCACUAAAUUUCAAUAAACUCGAUAACUCAAAUCACGUAUUAGAAGGACAAAGUUUUCCUACUUUUUUCAAUCCGAGGACAGCAACAAAUAUGCCACACAAAGAAAAAGUCAAUAGCUGGAUUGAAAAUAUUCCUGUGUAUGAGAUAGAGGAAGGCCUUUGGGAAUCCGAAUGUUAUGACAUGGAAUACUCGUUGAACUGGGAAGAAGAUGAGUUCGAGAAUCCAGAAUUCUACCGAACAAGCACCAUAUCUUAUGCAAUGAAUGACGAAGUGCUAUUUCUGCAAGCCAAAAAAUUUGAGACGUUGGUAAGGAAGUUAUAUGAAUCAGAAAGGGAAGCAAGACAAUUCGAUAAAGAUUUCCCUCUGGACGCCACAUCAAUAACAGACUAUAUAUAA